CCCUAACGGGGCGCGCAGCAGCAAUCACGCCGGAAGCGGGUGGCAGAGGCCCAGAUCCUUCCCCCAGCGCGGGCAUCUCACUUUCACCCUGCGGCGGGUGGUCUUGCCCGUGCUCGGUGCGGAGUCAUGCGCCAGAGCUUCGAAGGACCGUCCGCCCCCAAGUAAAGCGAUCGCCUAGGCGAUGGAGCAAGGACAUCGCGGGGGCCGAGCCAUAUCCCAACCCUAAUCCCGAAAGGCAGCCUAGCACGUCCGCGGGCGCGUAAAACGCGCAAAGCUCGUAGCCUCUCGGUCAGAGUCCCUGAGGCUCGUCGCGUCCCUUCCGCGCCCCCACCUGUUGGACAGCAUCCCCGAGCUCCUUCUUGCCCAAGUGCUUUGGAAGCUCAACGGAAACCCAAAGGCCAGGGAAUGCGACGAGCGACCAUAAAUAUGCAGAAGAGAUGGAGCCCCAGAGCGGCGGUCGCUUGGGGCCGGGCCUUGCGGGGGUCGAGGACCUGGAGCGCGGCCCUCGCCGCCACGGCCGCACGGGCGGUGCCAACACCGAGCGGGCGGCGCCGGCGCACUCCGGACACCGAGCCUGCAAAAGGGGCCCCGGGCGGGCGGCCGGACACCUCGCAGACGGCGGGCAGCGGGCGCAGCGGCCGCCGCCCCGGGGCUCCGUAACCGACCCUCGGGCCGCCGCCACCCCUGCCGCAGUGGCCGCGCCCGACCCGCUCCCGCCGGGCCCCCGACCCGCGCCCCAGAGGCGCCCGCUCUCCCCAGCCUCACGGCCCGCCUGCAUGGAGCCCGGCGCAGUGCCCCGCACGGCCGACCCCGCCGCGGCGCGGGAAGCCACCACACGCUACGGCGAGGGCAGGAAGAAGAUGGCGGCAGCCGUGGCGGCGGCAACGGCGGCGGCGGCCUCGCACACGCCGCUGACGCCAAUGGCGCGCGUCAGCCGACGGGCCGCGGAUGGCGGCGGCGGCGGCGGCCCGGGCUCCGGCGAGGGGCGGGGCGAGCCGGGGAGGGGGCCGGCCGGAGGCGGAGGCCGGGCCGGAGGCUGGAGGGAGGCGGCGGGGACGGUUUGUUGUGCUCGGAACAUGGCGGGCGUCGGCAGCGCGGCCGCCCCGGGAGACGGCGGCGGCGGCGGCGGAGCGGACGGCCCGGAGCGGGACGGCCGCGGCGAGACGGAGCAGCCGGGCGGCGGAGGCCACGGUCCCCCGCCCGCGCCUCAGCACACGGAGACGCUGGGCUUCUACGAGAGCGACUGGCGGCGGGAGCGGCGCCGGAGCCGCGCAGAGCUUUCAUUGUUGAGGUUCCUCAGUGCUGAACUAACAAGAGGGUACUUCCUUGAACAUAAUGAGGCCAAGUACACAGAAAGAAGAGAAAGAGUGUACACUUGUUUGCGAAUACCAAAAGAAUUGGAAAAGCUCAUGGUUUUUGGAAUCUUUCUGUGCCUGGAUGCAUUUCUGUAUGUGUUCACCCUGCUUCCUUUAAGAGUUUUCCUGGCACUGUUCAGGCUCUUCACUCUGCCUUGCUAUGGUUUAAGGGACAGACGCUUGCUUCAGCCUGCCCAGGUGUGUGACAUUUUGAAGGGCAUCAUUUUGGUUAUCUGCUAUUUCAUGAUGCACUAUGUCGACUACUCCAUGAUGUAUCACCUGAUACGGGGGCAGUCAGUCAUCAAGCUCUACAUCAUCUACAACAUGCUGGAGGUAGCAGAUCGUCUGUUUUCAUCAUUUGGACAAGACAUAUUAGAUGCUCUCUAUUGGACAGCGACAGAGCCUAAAGAAAGAAAAAGAGCCCAUAUUGGGGUGAUUCCUCACUUCUUCAUGGCCGUUCUCUAUGUCUUUUUGCAUGCAAUUCUUAUAAUGGUUCAAGCAACAACUCUCAAUGUAGCUUUCAACUCGCACAAUAAGUCUCUGCUUACUAUCAUGAUGUCUAACAAUUUUGUUGAAAUUAAAGGAAGUGUUUUCAAGAAGUUUGAAAAGAACAAUCUUUUUCAAAUGUCAAAUAGUGAUAUUAAGGAGCGAUUCACAAAUUAUGUACUUUUGCUAAUAGUGUGUCUAAGAAACAUGGAACAGUUUUCUUGGAACCCAGAUCAUCUCUGGGUGUUGUUUCCAGAUGUCUGUAUGGUGAUUGCAUCAGAGACUGCUGUGGAUAUUGUAAAGCAUGCCUUUAUCACCAAGUUCAAUGACAUUACCGCAGAUGUCUACAGUGAAUAUAGAGCCAGCCUUGCUUUUGACCUUGUUAGCAGUCGGCAGAAAAAUGCAUAUACUGAUUACAGUGACUCUGUGGCACGGAGGAUGGGGUUUAUUCCUCUCCCACUAGCUGUUUUGCUCAUCAGAGUUGUAACAAGCUCAAUUAAAGUGCAAGGAAUCCUGUCUUAUGCCUGUGUCAUACUCUUCUAUUUUGGGUUGAUAUCCCUGAAAGUACUUAAUAGCAUUGUGCUGCUGGGAAAAUCAUGCCAAUAUGUGAAGGAAGCCAAAAUGGAAGACAAGCUGUUUAAUCCUCCGCCAACCAGCACGCCAGGCAAACCAUCCAGUAAAUCACAAAACAAGUGUAAACCUUCUCCAGAAGAAAACUUGUCUGCUUCGGUCACCAGCCAGCCUAGUCAUCAAAAGGAAAAUGUCAUACCACUGCUUGUGACAAGCAGUUUCGAUCAGUUUCUGACAACUCCAGAUGGUGACGAGAAGGACAUAACACAGGAAAACUCUGAAUUAAAACACAGAUCCUCAAAGAAAGACUUGUUAGACAUAGACAGGUUCACAAUCUGCGGGAAUCGAAUUGACUGACUUCCGGGGCUCCGGGCGCCCGAGACGCUGAGCCUAGGGCAGUAAUGCUGUGCCACCAGGGCGGACAGAUGCUAACGGUGGCACUUAAAUAUUUAUUUAAGAACUUAAAUUAUUAAUGGAGAGCAAAUCUUAGUAUCUUUCUUCCAGCAGUGUGGUCUGGCAGAAGGUCGGGUCACAGAGGAGCAGCAGCCUCCAGCCGCAGCUCUGGAAAGCUCGAUGGAUCUUAGGAAGAGUUCCUCCUGCCAGAGAAAAUGGCAGAGCCCCUCCUGGGCCAGGGGGGCAACAGCAGAGCCCCUCCUGCCUUGUCCGUUUGUGCUUCCAGAGCAUCGAGCUUCACCUCAAGGCCUCUCCAGUGUGAGGAUACACCUGGAAAACUGUGAAGCUCUCCCCAUGACAUUACCUUUCCGGUCUCACACUAUUUUCACAAACAGUUUUUGAACUUUUCUUCGUCUGCCAAAGCAUUAAAAAUAAACUUAAGAUAAAUGUUCUUAUCACCAGAAUAAUCCUUGAAGAUUUAUCUGAAUUAAUCAGAAUAAAAGGAUACCUUAAAUAAGAUAUGAUAAUUAAUAGCAUUUAGGGGGGGAAAAACCCUAAGCCAGUUUGUUUAUUUAAGAAAUACUAAUUAAUGAAGGUUAUGCAUUGCUGAGAAAAUGUUUCAUAAAAUUCAGUUUUAUGUGAGCUAUGUAUUGUUUAAUUGCAGUGGAUACAAUAGAAAUUUCCUUAUAAAAAGGCACUUUUUAUGCUGAAAAAGCAGUGUUAACUCUAAUGUAUAGUUAACUGGUUUCGCUUUAAAAUUAAUGGCUUCAUAAAUUGUUUCAGUUUAAAAGAUUUGGUGUUGAAUAGGCUGAAGAAUUGUCAAUGUACAAAGUUCAAAGGUAUCAGCUAACUGGGUUUUUAAAGUAACAGUUUUAAAGUCAAUAUUCUUCGUGGACGGGGCAGCACCAUGUUGCUUGGGCUUGACAGGCAUUCAGUCUCUGUCAGGAGUUGGGGGCCGUGCGUGUCCUGGCGCGGGCUCUGUGCUCUCCAGGAGAGCCUCUGUGCAGGGCGCUGCGACUCAGGGGUGCGGGGGCUGGGCAGGCCCUUGCUGGGAGAAAGUACACGCGGCGUUGGCAGUGUGCGGGUGUGAUUGGUGUCUGUGUACGGACGCUGGGAGCAGCAACCAAAGGGUGCUUUGGGGUUUAUAUGAGAUCAAGGUUCCAUUUCUGCUUCAUUACUAGCGUGUGGCCUGCAUCAUAGGACAGGUUGUUUUCUACCCCGUUUUAUCUUGAGAAACCUUUCUGUGUUAAUACAAAAAUUUUCUGACGUCCAGUUCCUGAAUGUCCAGUUGUUACGUUAACUGUUACUUCCUUUGAUGUUUCCACUUUGAAGAGAGGGAGCUCUUGUGCCUCUCUGCUUGGGGCAUGUGAUGUGCAGAAGGUCGGUUAUAGGUGAUCUGCCUUUUCCCUGCGUGAAAUACAAAGCCAGCUUUAGGGCUUUGGCUUGUUCACUUGAAAUACCAACAUGAAUUUUAAUGUUCUGCAUUAACUAAAACACUCUGAAGAUUGAUGUUCACAUAUGGUAAAAGAGGAAAUUGUAUAGAAAUGUUUUUGUGAAAUCAGGAAGUAUUUUUAAGUUACAAGCGUCAACACUUUUAAUUGCUUUGUGUAUGUUUCAGUGAAGCCCCAUUUUAGAAUUAUUAUUCUUUUUUACAUCUUCUCUUCACCUCUAAUAGGAACAGUGUUCAUGGUAAAGGGGAAUAGUUUGGGGAAAACUUUGCCAAACAUAGCCCUGAUCAGAGCAAGACUGACCUGGGUGUAUCUUUCAAUUCAGUUUGAAUUAUUCUGUUAUCAUGCUGUCAUUUUUGGAAGAUUUUUCAUUUCCUUUGCAGAUCAUACUGGGAGUUCGGAAUGAUAUUCAUUUCUUCUGUUAAAAUGGCAUUCAGUACUAAUUUUAUAAGUGCAUCUUGUGUGAAACUCAAUAAAUUCAAUUUUAUAAUCUUU
This is a messenger RNA of Manis pentadactyla (Chinese pangolin), 4747 nucleotides long. RefSeq names its product transmembrane anterior posterior transformation 1 (gene TAPT1). Gene Ontology annotation, biological process: positive regulation of cilium assembly; maintenance of protein localization in endoplasmic reticulum. Gene Ontology annotation, cellular component: endoplasmic reticulum membrane; ciliary basal body. The transcript has 14 exons. The record is from RefSeq and is a predicted model, not a curated record. NCBI's taxonomy places the organism in Eukaryota, Metazoa, Chordata, Mammalia, Pholidota, Manidae. The coding region runs from base 438 to 2768 and encodes 776 amino acids.